Haliotis rufescens (red abalone) is the source of this 2383-nucleotide messenger RNA. Its product is annotated as tripartite motif-containing protein 2-like. The record is from RefSeq and is a predicted model, not a curated record. Gene Ontology annotation, molecular function: zinc ion binding. Lineage: Eukaryota; Metazoa; Mollusca; Gastropoda; Lepetellida; Haliotidae. Bases 113 to 1990 code for a protein of 625 amino acids. The transcript has 4 exons.
CAGUGGGCAGAGAGACUGUGUAGAUAUUCGUCUGUUGACGCUGACAUUGUUGUCCGUAGCUACCUUAAACAAUACACGACUUCAGGAUCUUUACAGAUAUAAUGAGAUCACUAUGUCUGACUUCAUCGCUGUGUCAGCCAUCAAGAACUACCUGACCGAGUGCCCAAUCUGCAAUGAACAGUUUGAUGAGGCCUCCCAUCUCCCCCUCCGAAUGCCUUGCUGUGUACAAUGUAUAUGUCAUGACUGUCUCCAGAAGAUCUACAAGGAAACAGACAAGACGUUGCUUUGUCCAAUCAGUCGCCACAAUCAUCAUCUUCCUAAUGGAGUCGAGUCUCUUCCAAGCGAACCCCUCAUUCUGAAAAUCCUUGACGAUCUGAAGAUCCACAAAGGUCUCCGCUUGCCAUGUACAGAUUGUCCGGACAACAACGAGGCUGUGGCCAGAUGUGAUGACUGCUGUGUCUUCAUGUGCACAGAGUGUAAAACAUCACAUGGCCGACAUAGAUUAUCUAGACACCACUCGACAGUUACCUUUGAGGAGAUGAAAGGCCGACCUGUCCAGAGCUUUCGUCGUUUACAUCAGUGUAGUCAGCAUCAACAGCCACAGCAAUUUUACUGCUACACUUGUGACAAGAUCAUAUGCGUGUCUUGCACUGUGCUAGACCACGAAAAAGGAAAGGGACACAACGUUGUAUCUGUAGCUGAGGCACACCAGGAUAAGGCACAGUCUACUGAUGACACUUUGGCCAGACUCGAAGUGAAGACAAAGAAACUAUCUGAAACAGAAACGGAACUGACGAAAAGAUUACAAACCAUCAUGGUAUCAACAGAAGCUGCUAAGCAGGACAUCAAUCAGACUUUUGACAACCUGAUUGAUAACAUACAGGAACGAAGAGCCAUUCUGUUGUCAGAUGUUGAGCAGAAAUCCACCAAAUCACGUAAACUAACAGAAGAGGCCCAGGAGUCAACCCGAACAUUGCUGACUAAACUGAAGUCUUCCACUGAAUAUACAAAACAGAUGAGGGGGAAAGCUGACCAGAUAGAGGAUCUACAACUGAUGUUGUCUUCUGCCGGCUCCUUGAACACCUUGUUGGAAGAGUCCCCAAAGGAAGUUGCGUUCUUCAGAACAGGAGUCAGUUGUGUCCCUGGCAACUUAGAUCAUCUAGUCACUACUAUCAAGUCGACAGGAUUAGUCAGGUCUAUUACAUUCUCCCCGUCUAGGAGGCCAAACAGUUUACCAGAAAUUGACACCUACAACACUAUCACUCUGGAACCAACAGAGGUACCUGAAGUACCCAAUGUUCACAAGAGAAUUUCUGGACAUGAAGAACAGGUUACAUGUCCGACCCUGGAGUGGGACUCCAACACAGCCAGCGAUGAAGUCACUAUAUCCGGAUCUGUAAUCACUAACACCAGGCCAGAUCCUCCUCAACCAGACACCGGGUGUCGUAUACAAUCAGGGCGACAUGCCAUGGCUUCACGGCCUCUGGUCAUCAGGCGCGGUCAGCGUGACAUGUUUCAUGUGAAGGCGCGAUACACAGUGAAACAUGUGAAAGAAGAGAAUAAGAUGGUAUUUGAGUUGGCGCUGACCUCUUCACCUGCAGAUGCCCCAUGCUGUCAAUGCACUGGACUGAGUGUACAUGUUGUAACAUGCACCAAGCACAAGCAGCACCUGUGUCUCCGGGUGAUGUACAAUACCAAACCCCUCACUGACAUCCCGCUCUGCAAGAACCAGAUCGGGGAGUCACAUGAUUUACACUUAUGUUUCUUCCUGGACGGUACAAAGGGGAAAAUCAACGUUGUUGAUGUUGUUGCGGUCAAAAGGAUCUGCACAGUCAAAGAUGCUGCGUUUGACAGGCCACUGUGGAUCAUGAUGUGUGCAGAUACACCUUCCAACUUGGACAUCAGAGGGGAAUUGAUAUCCGGCCACGAUAUGACUGUGUCUGACGGGUUGUCCCGACUGUUGUCAUCACUGUAUCAACCACAUACAUAACGAAUAUGUGUAAGUGCAAUCGUCAAUGCACCCUGUAUGUUGUAGCUGUCUAUGUACUUGCAUAUCCAUUUGUAUAUGACUGGGUAUCUCUUAGUUCAGCUGGUACCACACUGUAGAACCUUAAGUAGUAUCCAAAUGACAUUAAUAGUAGGUUCAGAAAAGUAAGUGUGUUAGUGUUGAUGUGAUUACGAUUCAAAUGAAUGCAGGUAGUCCUGCAGUGUUAUGAUUAUCUCGCUUGUUCCCUUGGUAUUGUUCUAUGACGUUAUUGUUCUGUCACGUUAUUGUUCUAUGAAGUUAUUGUUCUGUGAUGUUAUGGCGUCAAGCAUUUUACCCAUCACGCAUGACUAUGAAGGGUGUACAUUUAAUGUUAUGAAAACCCUCUCUCUUUUUUAA